This is a messenger RNA of Rhododendron vialii, 1850 nucleotides long. Its product is annotated as RHOMBOID-like protein 13. The transcript has a single exon. The coding region runs from base 666 to 1478 and encodes 270 amino acids. Gene Ontology annotation, cellular component: membrane. Lineage: Eukaryota; Viridiplantae; Streptophyta; Magnoliopsida; Ericales; Ericaceae. Gene Ontology annotation, molecular function: serine-type endopeptidase activity. The record is from RefSeq and is a predicted model, not a curated record.
AGAAUUGUAGUUUAACAGCGGGUGUGAAGAGAAAAAAGGAGGUGUAUAUUCGAAGCUCCCUACAUCUAGGCGUGCUCACCAUACGCAAUGCAUUUCUACCUUGUUUUGGCACAGAAGAAACCAGAAAAUUCUAGCCUUCAUCUGAUCAAUUUGGCUCCUAAAGGUGCGAAUUCUCUCUAUAAACAGUUGUUCACUGAUUCUUACCCUCUCAUCUCUCUUUCCAACCCUCCAAGACUCGAUUUUUUCAUUGUUUUGCCUGGCGAAAUCUGUUGGUAUGUCAUGAUUGCCUGCAGACGUUGAUUACACAAUUGGGAUUUUGUUGCUUCAUCUUAAUGUUCAGUUAUUUGUUGAAAGGAUAAGGUUCAGGUGGUUAUUUGGUUGAUUCUUGAAGUACCCAAUUCCCAGUUUGAUGAGUUCUGGCUUGGUUUGAUGUUCAAAUUGCACAUUUUAUGAGGUAACAAUUUGAUUACCAAUUGAUGGUGGUGAAAUUUUGAAAGGGUUUUUUGUGGAUUUGGGUAUUUGUGGUGUUACACCCAGAAAAAGUUGCUUUAGGGUUUUCUAAGCCCUUGGUUUGUCUGAACUUUGUAUGUGCUGUUGAUCUGAAUUGAGUUCUCAUUUUUAUUACACAUUGGUGCACUGUGUGCUUAUUUGGAGAAGGGAUUUAGAUGGGGAAGCCAAUUUUGUAUGAGAUCCUGGAAAAACCUGCUACAAGUUGUGUUAUAGCAAUGUGCACUGCAAUUUGGUUGUAUAUACAGAAGAAAAACAUCGGGUAUUCACACGUGGGGUUAAGUUACGAAACCGCAAUUGAAGGGCACUAUUGGAGGAUAAUAACGUCUGCAUUUUCCCACAUAAGCAUCAUUCAUCUUGUUUUCAAUAUGAGUGCACUUUGGAGUCUUGGAGUUGUGGAGCAGUUGGGGCACAUGGGAUUGGGGACGGAGUUUUACCUCCAUUACUCGCUUGUGUUGGUAGUGGUAUCGGGUGUGCUAGUUUUGGGAGCUUACCAUGUUUUGAUCCAAAAGUUCAAGUUGGAGUAUUUUCGGAGAGUGACAGCCAUCGGGUAUUCGUGUGUUGUUUUUGGCUGGAUGACGAUUCUGGCGGUGAAGCAACCCUCUUCCAAGUUGAACCUCUUUGGGUUUCUUUCUCUUCCAAUUAGUUUUGCACCAUUUGAGUCGCUUAUCUUUACUUCAAUAAUUGUUCCUCAAGCAAGUUUUCUGGGCCACUUGUCUGGAAUUAUUAGUGGUUAUGCUAUUGCUUGGGGUUUGAUUCACGGGAUGAACAAUUAUUGGGCAGUUUCUAUGUUGGGAUGGAUCAUAUUUGUGUUUGUGUUGAGUUUGAAGCGAUCUGGUGCAUUUCAUUUCAACUUUCUUGAGAUUGAGUCUGUUACAGACCCAUCAUUGCCUUCUAUGCGGUUUGCUUCAGGAAAUGGUAGGACAUUGCAAAUGAGUUCAUUGCCAGUUGUGGGUGUCAAUCUUGCGUAGCUCAUGUUCAAAACCUAUUGCUUGUGCAAGCAUGCUCAACUUGGGGGCAUCCUGUAUUUCCUUUGUGCAUUGUUCUUCGCUUGCAAUUGCGGGAAUUUUCGUGGAUCAUGGAAGAUUUCCAAAUUUGCAGCUAUGUAUUUUCAGACGGUGCUUUAGCAACUAAUUGGAUUGUUCAAUACACGCUAUUCUUACAAGAAAGUGGUAUCUAGAGGUACUGGUAAUUACUUUUUUCAUGUUUCAUUCAUUGUACUAGAUGCGGGUUUCUGUUACGUAUAAUUUAAAAUUUAUGGUCCGUACAAGUCCAAUGGACAUUGUUUGAACAUGAUCUCUUCCCUUAAUGAAAUAGCAAUUUUCCUGUGGAUGUCGACACAA